Molecule: messenger RNA, 992 nt
Organism: Pimephales promelas (fathead minnow)
Lineage: Eukaryota; Metazoa; Chordata; Actinopteri; Cypriniformes; Leuciscidae
Source: RefSeq, a predicted model, not a curated record
AGGGCAGGAAAGAGCCAGCGAGUGUUGCCCCUAAUCUCGAGAGUACACGCAAAAUGCCCCAACUCACGGCCAGUAUGAACAUAAGCCCACGGCAAGAUGGAAGCCCACGUACGGAACCACAACCACCCAGCCUGGCUGCCACCGCCCCGGGGAGAUCUCUUACCCGCUCUUCCUCCUCCUCAUCUUCCGUCUCACGUUCCAGGUCAUCCUCAUCACGUCCAGGACGUUCAACCAGCCAAUCCCGAGAUAUUUUCCCUAAAGCCCGUUUUCCGCCGCCUCAGGCUGGACCUCCGGCAUUCACUUUCAUCAUAGGCGGGCGGCAGAUGGGACGACGCUGUCAGGGACGCCGCUUCCAGACGAGCUUUACUCCAACUCCGCCUCUUAAUUCCCUCCCACCUCGUGCCUACGCCCACAAGCUACCAGUCAUCGGGAGGGUCAGCAAACCUGUGCGCCGCUGGACGUGUUCCCAUUACUCGCUUCAUCUGCCUCUUUAAAAUCCAAGGACGAUGUAUGUGACGUUUAGAGAAAUGUGAACUCGCUGACAUCUCAUCAUUUGACUGCAUCUUAGCAACUACAGGGGAAAAUUCUAGAUGCUCUAUGCAAAUAAGGCAAGUAUUAUUUUGGGGAAAUUUUGAGUGAAUAACUCUGUGUUUUUACUCUAACUCUUCUGAUCAGUAGCAUUAAUUUUGAAUUCUCUCAUAGUUAUGUCAGCAUCUACUGCAAAUAGUACAAUAGAAAAUGAAACCGAAUAGAGUUGAAGAUUAUAUUUACUGUAUUUAAAGCAGGAUGAAUCUACAGACACUGCUAUACAAUCACCUUGUUUAUUAGGGUAUUUAUGUAUGUCAUUUUGUUCCAACCUUGUUGAACGUUUUUGUAAUGAUGUAGGCCUAUAAAAAUAAAUACAUUUUCUAAAUGUACUCGAAAUAUAUUUUUAUUUUCUAUAUAAACUACUGUUUAUAAUGGCAAAGAUUUAAAAUUGUACAAAUUUUCCC